This is a messenger RNA of Sclerotinia borealis F-4128, 2211 nucleotides long. The record is from the annotation of a GenBank genome assembly. NCBI's taxonomy places the organism in Eukaryota, Fungi, Ascomycota, Leotiomycetes, Helotiales, Sclerotiniaceae.
AUGAUUCCAAACACCAGCCGACCAUUCAAGGCGGCUCGGGGUCAAAUCGAGGCUGAGAAACAUGCAUGCCUACCGAGGAGGAUUGCAGACACCCAAUUUCGGACAACGUUUGAAGCUUCUCAACCGCUUAUGAGCUGCAUCAAAUCUUCCAAUGAAGAGACAUCAAUCAUCGCGGCACGAGAAUUGCCCAGGUUUUGGCGGCAAGAUCAAUUUUGCAUACACAAGAGAGGUGCCACGAGUCGAGUUCACCUCCUGCCUAACAGCAAAGAAGAAAUCCAUCUCGCAAAAGUGCAUUUCUCUGCACCUGGCAAUAUAGCAACCGAAGACUCUGAGCUACCAAGAACAAUUACGGAGAUUGGCAUGUCGCCAUAUGGGGUUGCCGUAUUCGCUUCGCUCGAAGUUUAUCCACUGUGGGAAGGAGCUCAUCUGCGUGAAAGAAAGAAGAAGGACGUGUUCAGAGGACUCGCUUGUUUAUAUAGCAUUAUGUGUGUUGUAGAUACCGCGCUGGACGCGUGCCUCAACUAUGAUGAUGAUGAUGAAAGUCUCAGUCGAGUAUGGAAUCCGCUGGGUCGGUAUUUGGCGAUUGCAGAAGAUAUCGGAUAUCAAGUAGACCAAGAGUGCGACCAGGUCUCGACAACCCAUUUGCUCACGACUCAGAAAAUUAAUUCUUCGAAGAACAAAUUCAUCCCAGCAAACAUGGACGCCACAGUAAAGACGGAAACCCCAGUAAGGAUGGAAACACCAGAUAGGAUGGACAGCGCAGUAGAGAUGGAAACUCCAGUAAAGAUGGAAACCCCAGCAAGAAUGGACAAUGCCGCGUUCAAGGCCGAACAAAACGACGAGAUCGAAUUUCGACCUGUCAGGAACGACAGAACGGAAAAGAACAUUAUCACUCUCGCACAAUACCAACAAGUGGUCCAAGAGGCUCUACCAGAAAUGGACCCGGAUUAUAUCGCAAGAACGGUUUUUGAUCCCACUCAUACAUCUCUCGUCAUGAUCCAAAAAAAUGAAGGACAGAUUGGUGUAAAGUCUGAGAGGGAAAUCGGCGGAAUUCCUCAAAAUGUCGACGAGGUGAUUGGCGGGAUCACUUACAGAGUUUGGAAAGAUCGCAAAUUUGUUGAAAUGAUUUAUCUUGUUGUUGAUACGGAUCAACACGGGACAGGGUAUGGAUCGUGUUUGAUGAACCAUUUCAAGGACGAGAUCAAAUCUUCGUACGCGGAGACAAUCAUGGAGAUCCUCGCAUAUGCCGACACCACUGCCAUCGGCUUCUUCAAAAAGCACGGCUUCGCGAAAGAUGUCACUCUCAAUAAGAGAGUGUGGGGUGGUAUUAUCAAAGAUUAUAAUCAAGCGGCACUGAUGCAAUGCACCUUGCUCCCAAGAAUGCGUUAUGUCGAAGCAGCUCGCAUGCUUCGUAAGCAGAAGGAAUGCUUAUUGGCCAUUCUCGCUGCCUCCAGUAGAAGCGACGUUGUACAUGCACCUCCAGCGCAAUGGUCGCAAGGUAUCGUCGGCCCCCUCGAUCCUUACUCUAUCCCUGGCAUUCGAGAAUCUGGCUGGUCACCAACAAUGGACGUAUUGGCACGAGAAACCGGUUCCAGACCUUAUAGCACUCCACUUCGAGACUUCUUGUCUUACUUGAAACGCCAAAAGCAAGUCUGGCCAUUUCUCGAGCCUGUCGACGGAGAUGUUAUCACUGACUAUCACAAAAUCAUUGAAAAUCCAAUGGAUUUGCAGACCAUGGGAGAAAAAUUGAACGAUGGCCUCUACGAAACACCGAAGGCAUUCGUGGAGGAUGUCAAGUUGAUCAUCAGCAACUGCAGAAUAUACAAUCACCAAGACUCGGUCUUCUACAGGUGCUCGAACGUGUUGGAAAGGUCGAUGUUGAUUUUCAUCAAGGCUUUUGUGAAAUUGGGAUUUGUGGAGGAAUGGCGUAACGGUGGGGGAUAUCCAGGACCACUCUCAAACACCUUUCGGAAUCAGGAAUUGAUAGUUGAUGAAUACUUUCCAGGAUACUAUAUUGGUAAUCUGGAAGCGUUAAUGCAGUUGGUUUGCGUACAUAGCGAUAUCAGAAGUAUCUGGAAGCCAUUGAACCACCGUGGUUAUCGCAAGUUGGCGCAUCUCUUUGCUUUUGAACGUGCAUAUGGUGGCACAACUUUCAGGGUGGCUGAAUCAGUUGGAUGGCGUCUUGAUGAGGAUCGACCAUCGCGGCUAUGA